Molecule: messenger RNA, 4422 nt
Organism: Mya arenaria
Lineage: Eukaryota; Metazoa; Mollusca; Bivalvia; Myida; Myidae
Product: deleted in malignant brain tumors 1 protein-like
Exons: 25
Coding region: 1-4023 (1340 amino acids)
Cellular component (GO): membrane
Source: RefSeq, a predicted model, not a curated record
AUGAUUGAAAGUGCGUUGAGUACAGUGACUUGGAUCACCAUGAAAGUUUUGGCGUCAUUCAUACUUGUGUUUUUGCUUGACUUCUCGCCGUCAUAUGGGGAAACAAAGGUGCGUUUGGCGGGAGGAAAAAGUCGCUCCGAGGGCACACUGCAGGUCGAUAUCAGUGGGGAAUGGUUGACGGUUUGCGCGUUACCUUACCACAGCGGAGCCCCAAUCGCCCAAGUUGUGUGUGGGAUGCUUAAUGUUUCUGCAAACGUUUUCAACGGCUCAGCAAUUUGGAAGCACUUAAAUAUCCAAAAUAAGGGGAUCACCAUGGAUAACCUACACUGUAAGGGCUCGGAGGAAGACCUCUUGUUCUGCAAGUCUGGCCGUUGGCUGGCACACACAUGUCAAAGUUCCUUCUUUCUUCGAAUUGAAUGUAACACUCCUGUUGACAUUUAUCACACAAGGAUAACUGAUUACGCCAUCGGAGGUGCUGGGAGCUACGAGUACAUGUGUGACCAAGGGUUUGGUCCCGAGGAGGCGAAAGUGUAUUGCAGAACAGCAUAUCGUCCGAGAUGGAAUGCAUUAAUACUGCAUGGUCAGUACGCCGGAUCCUCUCAACUGAUUCACGCGAACUGCAAUGGAAAUGAAACUGACAUAUCAGAGUGUAAUCUCUACAAGUCAUACUGUAGUCAAAACAGAAGUGUCAGAGUGGAAUGUUUAGACACAGACAUUGAGCUGAUGGGAGGCCAUAACAAUCUGACCGGAACUGUCUUUGUGAAUGUCACUGAUACAUGGCGAUACAUCUGCGCUGAUGACUUUGGGCCAAAUGAGGCUAGGGUCGUGUGCAAAACUCUUAAUGGAACUGACGUCCCUGGCCAGAUAUCCCGCGAAUAUGUUGGCCAUUACGGACUGGUGUCAGACUUACAAUGUACGGGCAGUGAGGAUGACGUGUCUUUGUGUACCUCAAACGUUGGAGGUUACUGCAACAGCGGAUACGCCGCCGCUGUGGAUUGUAACACGGUUCGUCUUGCUGGUGGAACUGAUUAUAAGACCGGUCGUGUAGAAGUAUAUGACAGUUUCAACCGGACUUGGGAGACCGUAUGCAACAAUCAAUUCAGCUACAACGACGCAAAAGUUAUUUGCCGACAACUGGAAUUCAACACUGGAACACCUAGCUGGUACCGAUUGUAUAGGUAUUUUUCAAGACCAUCUAUAUACAAAAUAAAUUGCCAUGGUUAUGAGGGUGACCUAUCACAGUGUGCAAUCGACUGGAAGGACGGACAUUGCAGUGAAGAUGCUGGAGUGGAUUGUAGCGUUCAACAUCGUACAACACCAUAUCCAACCGUGUCCUAUUCUGCACAAGUGCGCCUGGUUGACGGUGACCACAACCAUUCUGGGCGGGUUGAGGUAUACUACCAGAACCAAUGGGGGACUGUGUGUCGACAAAACUUCGACCAUAAUGAUCUGAUAGUUGUAUGCAGGACAUUGGGUUACUACCGUGGCUACGGAUAUGGAAAGAUAUACGAAGGGGUACCAGCUUCCGGUGGAAACGUGGUUAUUGAAGACUUACAGUGUCGGGGAAUUGAAUCGAACGUAAAACAGUGUACAUCCAAGGUCUGGCUGUCAAAUACGUGUGGCCACUCCCAGGAUGUCAGUAUUGACUGUUAUUAUAAUGGAGAAACAUCAACAUCAAUGCCAUAUGGAUCGAUUCAUAUUUACAUUGGCAGGCCAGUAGAUGGAGACAUUCGACUUGCUGGUGGUGGCUAUGGCAGUGACAGUGGACGACUGGAGGUGUUCUAUAGCGGACAGUGGGGAACUGUUUGUAAUAUAGGUUUUGACAUCCGGGACGCAGAGACCGUGUGUCGUAUCCUCCGUCACUACGGAUCCCCGACCUAUUACCGCUCGUACAGUAUUGAGGGACGAGGCUAUGGAGCAAUCAUGAUAGAGAACCUCCAAUGUCGAGGUCGAGAGUGGAGUCUAGCUCAGUGUGAUUCCGGGCCUUGGUUGUCGAAUACUAACUGUAGUCAUUACGAUGAUGUUGGCGUGGAUUGUUCAGGAAAAAUAUCGGCAAUGACAACAGAGGCUACUUCCACUUGGUCUCCAUAUACUACUGCUAGUUUACCCUAUUGCGGAGGGUAUUUCAACGGGUGGUCGGGCUAUAUUGCCUCACCAAACUAUCCUAACCCAUACUUCAACGGCCAGCAUUGCGAGUACCAUCUCAGCGUUCCAAGCGGUCACGUGGUAUGUCUGUAUAUUGAGGACAUGAACCUUCAGACCUGUUGUGACCAUCUUCAGCUUUAUGAUGGCCCUUCUUCGUCGUAUAACAUAAUAAGCAGCGUGACUUCAACAUCUGCCCCGGGAAUAAGCUGGAACAAUACGGAGAUUUGCUCCACCGGACCUACAAUGACUGCAGUAUUUACUACGGACGGCUCUGUCACAAUGACAGGGUUUAACGCUACCUAUUCUGCGUUUGUACCAAAUUCAAACGGUAUCCGCCUUGUGAACGGUCCCAACUAUCACUCAGGGCGGGUGGAGGUCUACCACAACGGGCGUUGGGGCACGGUUUGCGACAACAACUUUGAUCAUAGAGACGUCAUGGUCAUCUGUAGGAUGCUUGGAUACUUCCAGGGAGAACAGUACGGUCGCCCAUACCAAGGCGCACAUUUUGGAAGGGGGUCGGGAACUAUUUGGCUUAGCAACCUUGGCUGUAACGGAUACGAGUCCGAUGUCCGGAACUGUUAUCACCAGGGAUGGGGCUCGCAUGGCUGUAGCAGCCUCGAGGAUGCUGGUGUCGAAUGUUAUGCCUACUUCUAUGAAACUACGACAUCUUAUCCUUGGUGGCUGCAGACGACGGAUUACACAACCUACCAGCCCUUGUGGAUGACAACCUCAGGCUACUCUGUGUACGAUGCGAUUCAUGUGAGCUGUAAUGAGCAGGGCUGGGACAUCCAGGUGGACAUGAAUCGCCUACGGUUGGCUACCCCCGGUGCCCUGUCCUCCGAUAUUUACCUGGGAGAGAACUCGUGCACAGGCACAGUGGAAUUGGACAUCCUGCACUUCCGUCAGGGACUCCGCCAAUGCCUUACUUCGGAGACGCAACGUUACAACGCGUCGGUUUACACCAACGAGCUUGUGUACGCCGAGCACGACCCCGUCUACAGUUACAUUAUCCGCAAUUACAACUGGACAGUUGGGGUUGAGUGUGAUGUCCAAAGAAACGAGACUUCUUCGGGGCACAUCCAUCACGACAACAACCAAAACACGGUGGUUCCGGUGACGGGCACCAGUCACUACGGCUACGUCAACGUCACAUUCUAUCGAGAUGCCAACUUCCAGAUGCCGCUGCCCGGAAAUCCGCUGCACGUGCCUGUCGGCACGGACGUGUAUGUGAAGGUGUUCACGACGACGAGCGACUGGACCGUGAAGAUGCGCGUGCACUCCUGCUACACGCGCCCCGCCAACAGCUCCUCGAACAACCUCCAGUACUUCCUCAUCAAAAACGGGUGUGAGAUGGAUUCAAACACUCAUCUUAUCUCGCAGUCAGCACACGAGACUCGCUUCGUCUUCAAAGACUUUGAGUACACGAGCAGCCACGAGGGUAUUGACGUUGAGUGUGACACCACGUUCUGCAGUUCCAAUGACCACACCCGCCAAUGCACACAAACAUGUAACCCAGUGAUAAGGCGGUCGGGGCACGUGCAUAUUCAAAAGGCAACAACAAAUAGUGACUAUGACGUCACAACUGAUGGUCAUGUCAGCAUUGUAAAUGAUGUCACUGUCGAUAGUCACGUCAGUCCUGUCAAUGAUGUCACCGCCGAUAUCCACGCAAGCCUUGUAAAUGAUGUCACGACAGAUAGUCACGUCAGCCUUUUGAAUGACGUCACAAAUGAGAUUAACGUUAAGCUAGUGAGUGACGUCAUAACUGAUACUGGUGAAAGUCAUGUCAGCUCUAUGAAUGACGUCAGAACAGAUAGCCAUGUUAGCCCCAUUGCGGAUGUCCUGAUGACCCCUUCCGUUGAGUCGUCCGAUGAAAAUUAACCAGCAGUUGUUGUUGUUUUUUCCAGUGAUUGCUAUAAAUGCUAUUUCGAAUAGUACUAUAGUCGAGAUAUUGCAAUUGUUUAUAUACAAACAAACGAACAUGAAUAAUAUAUCCGAUAAGUUUAAUGUAUUACUAGAUUUGUUUUCAUAUAUCAGCAGAGAGUUUGUCGGACGGACAUACAAAUCAUACUUUUUGCAGGUUUUCUGUACACGAACCUGAAAUAAAAAUUCAUGAGUUAAUGUUACCUUUCGAAUUUCAAUAAUUGGUCUGCAAAUGUUCACUUUUUAAAGUUUCUUAGUACUACCAAUGCUUUACGUUCAUGCAGCCAUACAAGAAAGAUUAUGAAAAAGCAGCGAAUAUUUUGUUUUAUCCUUUGGGUAUUAAACAAACGGCAUAAA